Molecule: messenger RNA, 1158 nt
Organism: Fragaria vesca subsp. vesca
Lineage: Eukaryota; Viridiplantae; Streptophyta; Magnoliopsida; Rosales; Rosaceae
Exons: 9
Coding region: 1-1158 (385 amino acids)
Molecular function (GO): DNA binding
Source: RefSeq, a predicted model, not a curated record
AUGGAUCAGGUGCGGGUGUCACGCUCACUUCAGAACCAGCCGGUAGAAUCCUUUUCGACAAGUAAUCGUCCCUAUCAUGGUUCCACAAACUGGACAAGCCGCAGUGACGUGGCAACUGUCCGUCUGAGAAGGACGGAGAAAACGUCUGAGUAUUACCGAGAAGAAGAAGAAGAAGAAGAAGAAGACGAGGAGGUACAGGAGGACAGCAUGGACAUUUCCCCGCUCUCUGUCCCCAGACAACAAUUUGACAAUCUGACCCUUGAUUCACCCUCGGUACAGCAGAGGAAGCGCUCUAAGACCCGCAUAAGUCGUUUUAGUCCAACCCAACUUGUCAAAUUCCACAAUUUGACCCUCAAUACUCCAAACUCGGAACAGAGGCAGCCAUUGGAGGAAGCUAACAAAUAUGGGUUCAAAACUCCCAAACGGAAAAGACAUUUGAGUCCAAGCCUUAACACCAACCCAGAAAUAUCUAGUGAUCCUCAGAAGCAUGGAGGCUGCAAACGGAGUAGAACAAACAGGUCCAUGUCCUGGCAUUUUGGCCAUCCUGAAGAGUCUCCUGACAGAAGCCAAGUUAAAGAAAUUCCAGAAAAUCUAGAAGCUGAUGGAUUCCCCUUCUUUAUCAAGUCCAUGAUACGAUCAAAUAUUGCUGUUUGCUUUAUGUUGACACUGCCUAGGAAAUUCUGCCACUUGCAUUUACCUUUGUAUGGCACAGCAACUAUCACAUUGGAAGAUAAAGAAGGGAAAGAGUUUGAAACAAAUUUUCUUGCCGACAAAAGGGCGCUUAGUGGUGGAUGGAAAGGGUUUUGUCAAGCAAAAGACUUGCGUCUUGAUGAUGUUCUAGUUUUCCAGUUGGUUAGCCCUUUGAAGUUUAAGGUGCACAAAUUGAGACCAGACUAUGAUCUAAAUGAAGAAGAUGUAGAUGCAGCUUUUGUCCUCUUGAAAAUGAGUACCUCUGAACAAACCUUGUUAGAGGAAGACCCUCCGACGCCUCAUCCAAGGGAUGUUUUCCACGGCAAUAUUCGAGAGAUAUGUCUAAUACCAGAUUUAAAUGUUGAGCUUGUAGAUGAUGAUGAGACUGAGGAUCGGAUUACAAAGACGAUAAAUUUGGCUCCAAUUCUACAGGGUGGUGGAUUUGAUCUAGCCAGGACAAGCUGCUGA